AUGGUUUGGGGAGGCAAUGACAACGCAGUACAGAAAUGGGUCAAGCAACUCAACGAAAAUGAUCCCAAAUUAACUACGCUCCACAUUCUCAGCAUGCGACGUCUCUCACAAGACGAUUUAAAAUCCAUUUUCGCUGCCUUGGCUCAUAACACCACACUCAAAGUUCUCUACUGCUCCGGCCAUGCCCUUGAACAAGAAGCCAUGGAUCAGCUUAGUGAGGCACUGACCUUGAACGAUACAUUGGAAACCCUUAACAUUGGCAAUGCAGAACUCGGUCAACGCGACGAUCUAUUGCACAUUUUCGGUGAAGGCCUUGCUGUCAAUGAAGGCUUGCACCAUCUCGAUCUCGAAAAUAAAGGUCUUAGUGACGCUUCUCUCACAGCGCUUGCACCGGCACUGGCGAAAAACACGACUUUACGAUCGCUUAACUUGGCGCGUAACGAACUUACAAAUGCUAUCGAGCCACUGGAUACCUUGCGGUGCCUGAACCUGGCCGGCAACAAGAUUGAGACGCAGCUGGAGCGCCUUAAUGUGUCCAACAAUCCACUCAUGGAAAGCGCUGGCGCUCUAACAGCAGCUCUGGCAAACAACACGGCUCUCAAAUCAUUCAAGCUUAUGGGCAUCACUGCAUUAAACAGCGAUAAUGAAGAAGAUGAUAUUGCCGAUUCUAUUCAUGGCAAUGCCCUGAUGCAAAAUUUGGCCGAAGCGCUCAAGAUCAACCGUAGGUUGACCCGGGUAUGGCUCGACAGAAACGGAAUCGAAUCGCAAGCCUUGGAAAGCCUAAGCACCACACUUGCACCAUCUGGUUUGACCGAACUUCGGUUAAGAAAUAACAGGGUGGAUGAUCAAGGUGCGAAAUGGCUGGCCCAAGCAAGUGCCCACGAUCGUCGCGUACAUUUGGAUUUGGGUAGCAAUGCUAUUGGUUACGAAGGAUUUGGCGCGUUGCUCGAUACGGCUUCGAUUCGACAUCUCGAAUUAAAGACAAGCGCUGUGGAAUCACUGGAUGUUGGGUGCAAUGGGAUCACAGUCGAUGACCUUGAAGCCAUUGUGACCGUGCUGUUGCAGGAGGGUGUACCACAGCUCCGAUUACUUGAAAUGGGCGGUAACGCAAAAGAGGAAGAGACGGAGGCAUGGGAAGCAGCAAUUGCCCGUUUACAGGCUGAACGUGAAGAAUUGGAUGUUGCUUGGAAGCGCUUCAUGCAGGAACAGCAAUAG
This is a messenger RNA of Zychaea mexicana, 1215 nucleotides long. RefSeq lists its product as uncharacterized. Lineage: Eukaryota; Fungi; Mucoromycota; Mucoromycetes; Mucorales; Lichtheimiaceae. The record is from RefSeq and is a predicted model, not a curated record. The transcript has 3 exons. Gene Ontology annotation, molecular function: protein binding. Bases 1 to 1215 code for a protein of 404 amino acids.